UAGGAAACGUAAAGUGGUUAGCGCCUAUCGCGGCGAACACGCUACCUACUGUCCACCAGGAAAUCGCAAAUCAGGUUGCAGUGAACUUUAACACGAUGCGACGUGUCGGAAUGAUUUACAACUUUGAUGAGGAUCGAUACGCGCGGACACGUGACAUCGAGCUUCCCUCGAGAAACACGAGUCGUCAAAACCACUCGAUUUUCUGUCAAUAUAUCGUAUAUCGUACGGAACGUCAAAUCGCGGCGUUUCUUGCGGCAAUGGCAGUAGAAUUUCGAUCUAAGCGAAAUUUUGAGACUUGCCCCAUCGAGAGUACUUGUCGGUUCAUGCCCGAACGCUUCGUAUUCUGCAUCGUCAGCGAUCGCGGCUGGGCGAAUCAUGACCGAGCCGUGGAACUGCAGUUCCUCGUGACUUAGAGCUAAUGCCUCAGAGAUAUUUUUGUUCUCCGGUUUCGUAUUAAAGAAGGAAUUUAUCCCCCUACUUUAUACUGACAGUUUAAUAAACCUAUAACGAGCGCGUGAACGAGAUUGCAUGAGACUAGCACAAAAAUACUCUUCUUUCAGUAACCUGUCAACUUGUCAGUCAUUUUUAUGCAUUCAUGCAUAAUUGGCUCGAUAAACAGUAAUUUUACUUAUACGAAGUGAUCGCCUUUCCGAGGAUUUAAACACUGUAUACUUACGAAAUCAUCUUACGCUCGACGAAAACGUGACCAUCGACAAGAUCUUCGCGAACGAGGCUCCCUACGCUGCACAGGGUUCCUCCGUGUCGCAACAAGAACGACUAGCUCGAGAAGAUGCAUUCCGCCGGCUGAUAGAGCAUUGCCACGCGAGGACGUAGUCGCCGUUUCUGGCGUAAAUGUCACGGGGAAUUCUAUGUAAGGUAUCACUGACCCAGGUAGCCGCCCAGAGAUGUGGUCACACACGCGGCUUAUCCUCCUGGCAUCGAUGCUCGCGUUGCUGAUCGGCGCCCGCGUCACCAGGUCGCAGCGUCCGCGAAUCGGCGGCGCCGUGAACGUCUUCAGCCGUUACGGCUACCUGAGCAUCAGUAUGCGAGUGGUGCCGCGCAACGAUACGGAGACCUGGAUAUUCCGCGAGCCCACCCUCGACGUCUUUAAAAAUUCCACGCCGUUGCCGCCCAAGCAACGCCAAGCAGGCAAAAGCAGCACCGCCGUCUUCGACGGCGAUUUCCACAUGGAAUUUUGCGACAAUAUCAGACAGCUUCUACAGGCUUAUUUCCGUGACUUCACUUUCGAGAAGCUCGAGAGGCCGUGGCGUGCCUUCACCGGCAGUUGGUCGAAGACGGCCAUAGCCAGACACCUCGGCAUAAACUCGUCCUUCAUCACGGGCGACCACUGUUACGUCCUAGUGCGCGUCGCUCGAUUCCGCGAUAAUCAACGGCUCGCCGGCACCGCCGAGACCCUCGUCCUCGAUGAUUCCGUGUUGCGGCAAACCGAGAACGUCACGGUCGGCGAUACCGGGAGUGUAGUGCGAUUCAUCAGGAAUUUCGGUUCGCACUACAUCGCUUCCUAUAUCACGGGAAAUUCGCUUUAUCAAGUAUUCGUGUACACUCCUCAGGUAUACUCGCGAAUAAAGGAACGGCUGAAGACGCGGGGAGUCGGGGAGCUGUCGGCUCUCGAGCUGAGCAAUUACUUUUCGCCGUGGUACGCGGAGCAUAUGGGCUCCAUACAAUCGGCGAGCGGCAAUCGUAGCGUGGAGGCAUGGGCCGUGCAACGUCUUCGGGUGCAAUACUAUAUCUUCACUUACGCCAGUUUGCUAAAGUUGCACGGCGACACGGCGUUGCUCAAGCAACUCAACGGCCUGUUGGGCGACGAAGCGUUACUGCAAUUACAAUUGCGGACAUUGGCGCCCGCUUUCAAGGAUCCGAAAAGACGUCAGUGGUUUCUCGAAGUGAUCGACAACUAUUUCAAGCUCUGGGAGGUACAACUGCAGUUUGGUGGAGAACACUGACCCUGCAUAUGCCAGCGAUGCACAUGUCCCUGGUACCAACGUU
This is a messenger RNA of Wasmannia auropunctata (little fire ant), 2007 nucleotides long. It is a transcript of the gene tsl, whose product is annotated as torso-like protein. The transcript is spliced from 6 exons. The coding region runs from base 906 to 1964 and encodes 352 amino acids. The record is from RefSeq and is a predicted model, not a curated record. Lineage: Eukaryota; Metazoa; Arthropoda; Insecta; Hymenoptera; Formicidae.